Messenger RNA from Aedes albopictus (Asian tiger mosquito), 1652 nucleotides. RefSeq names its product programmed cell death protein 6. Bases 176 to 700 code for a protein of 174 amino acids. Gene Ontology annotation, molecular function: calcium ion binding. Lineage: Eukaryota; Metazoa; Arthropoda; Insecta; Diptera; Culicidae. The transcript is spliced from 2 exons. The record is from RefSeq and is a predicted model, not a curated record.
AUGAUAACGUAAAUAAAAAUACAAGACACCUGCUGUCAGCGUCGUCGUCGUCACUGCUCGGAUCAGAUGAAUCAUAACGUCAAUCGAGAAAGUUUGUGGUGGAAUUUCCUUCCUGGUAGUUUUGUAAUUUCGCAAGUUUUAUUCAUUGUCUGUUAAUCAAAUAAAAACCAACAACAUGUCGGGCAUGCCAGAUCAGCAAUUCCUGUGGAACAUUUUCCAAAAGGUAGAUCGCGACCGAAGUGGAUACAUUUCGGCCGAUGAACUUCAACAGGCGCUAUCCAACGGAACGUGGAAUCCCUUCAAUCCGGAAACGGUCCGGCUAAUGAUCGGGAUGUUCGACCGACAGAACCGUGGCAGCGUUAGUUUUCAGGACUUUGGCGCCCUCUGGAAGUACGUGACGGAUUGGCAGAACUGUUUCCGCUCGUUCGACACGGACGGCUCGGGUAACAUCGACAAGAACGAACUGAAGCAAGCGCUAACGGCCUUCGGGUAUCGUCUUUCGGAUGGCAUAUACGACACGCUGAUCAGGAAGUUUGAUCGAUACGGAAAUGGCACGAUUCUGUUUGACGAUUUCAUUCAAUGCUGCGUAAUUUUGUACACGUUGACGUCAGCGUUCCGGCAGUAUGACACGGAUCAGGACGGAGUGAUAACGAUUCACUACGAGCAGUUCCUUAACAUGGUAUUCAGCUUGAAGAUUUGAAUGGGUGAAUUUUGAAAUUUCGUCUCGUACAGUCAAUGUGCCGUCGUUUAGUAAGUAAGACAAAGCGAACAAUUUUCAGGGCUUAGAUAGGCAUGGUGAAUUGAUUUUUUUACUUUCCCCAUCUCCGUCGUCAAUCGUUAUCUCAGCUUACUCUAGAUUGUGAUUCAUGUGGAUGUAAACGUCUGUAUUGUUCAUUGGAUCGGAAAAACAAUAUGUAUUGGCCUUUAAAAACAUGAAUAAAAAUAUCUAAAAUGAGUGUACUCGAAAGGAUAAAUAUCAAUAAUCAAUCACAUAUAACAUGGACAAACAGACGCGAAUCAUAAGGGCAUAAUUGUGAAAUAAACUUAUUACAACUUAUUGCCUAAAUCGCUGGAAAAAAACUAGAUUGGAACUGAACCCCUAACGCUUAACGCUGAACAUUCGUCAUUAAAAUUACCUUCACAGUUUUUUCGUGAAAAACUCACCUUUUUGCUGUGGAAAUAUAUUCCACAUAAGAAAUAUGUACGGUGAAUACAUUUUCAUGGUCAUUUUUUACUUAACGAAAAAAAACUGCUUUUAAAUAUUCGUAAAAUGAUAACGAAUACUUUAGCCAUAAACAAGUACACUGCUAAGCAAAGCAUUGUGUAUGGCUAUAAGGGUUCAUUAGCGUUUAACAAUCGUUCAAAUAUCGCGAAAGAAGCAACAUAACUACGACGAAAGCAGCAGGUUACAGUUACACUUUACACUUUCUGCCAUAUGAGCUCUCGUACAAGAAAGCUGGAGUGAAAAAAAAACUCUGAAUGUCAUGCCUAUUUUUACUAUGGUUGGAAACUAAUCACAUUAAAUUGUGGAAAAUACAAUCAAAAACGUACAGUUGCCAAACUACGACUUAGUCUAUUAAUGUUGAUGGAUCAAUAGUUUAUGUCUUCUUCUACAACAUGGAUGAAUGUUUAAAUAAAAUUCUUCUACUCUA